Caenorhabditis bovis is the source of this 1959-nucleotide messenger RNA. NCBI's taxonomy places the organism in Eukaryota, Metazoa, Nematoda, Chromadorea, Rhabditida, Rhabditidae. The record is from the annotation of a GenBank genome assembly.
AUGCUGUUGCGAUUGUACCUGUUUUACAACUUUUUGCUAUAUUACUCGCGUUGUCAAAGUCCGGAAAUUAUUGACGCAAAUUGGAAUCAGGAAUACAAUGAAAAAACACUCUACAAUUCUUCGUUAACAAUUUUUCGUUUUCCAGUUGAAAUCGAGUAUUCUGUUGCACGAGUCCGGGUUACAUGCAAUGACAGCAGCACAUCAAACCCUUUGCUGGUGGUAUUUCGAGAAAAAAGUGGCAUAUUAAGUCUUCAAGUACCAAUCAUUAUACAGAAUCACGAGUACAAUAAAGUUGGUAGAACUCUAUGUCCAUUUACCGAUGAUGAAAAUGAGGUGCUAACUGUGGAAGUGAGCAGCUUCAAACCGGUUCACUACAAUUUUGUGGCUUCUAUUGUCAACAAUUUCUUUUUGGAAAUGGAUAAAACUAGGGAAGUUGUUGCUAGUGCUUCGGAACCAAUUUAUUUGGAAUAUCGUAUUCCGAAAGGAAUCGAUUCGGUGGUUGUUCAUAUUGAUUCAAACUCAACAGUUUGUAUGACAGUAUCUAUUCAAAAAAUCGGAUGUCCCGUAUUUGAUUUAACCAAUAAUGUGAUUUCUACUGGAAGUCACCAAAGUAUGACGAAAUCCGCAUCGAUAGCCGUAGAAAGGAGUGAAAUGGAGGCAUUUUAUGUCAUCUUUGUUGUUAAUCCGAAUGAUAAUAUUUGCUCCGAUAUGAAAGAUGUCUUACCUCCCCACCCAAUCCAUAAGAACAUCCGCAAAAAAAAUUUCAAUGUAACCAUCGAGUCAGCAUCUACUGAAGGAGAAUAUAUUUUUGCAAUUUCAAUGAUACUUGGAGUAAUUCUCUUCAUCUACAUUCUUGCAAUAGUGUAUAUGGUUGCCGACAAUAAUGCAGAGCAGGAGCAUUUUAAUAGAGGAUAUCGCUUUUUCGAAGAAGCGAAUUAUACGGAAAGGAAUAGGAUUUUGGCUCAAGAAGAGGCAAUGCUCCGAGAUGAUGAAAUUAACGACUACGAUGUUUUGCCUGACCACAGAGAUAAAUUAGUAGCAAGAGCUAAGUCGAAACUAACUGUCGCCGAUAUGUCGAUGAAAACAUUCAAGCAGCGAGAAAAAAAAUACAAUGUUUAUUGGGUAACACUGGCAACCGUUGGACUUUUUUAUAGUUUGCCUGUUGUGCAACUUGUUUUGACAUGGCAAAACACCGUUCGUUUGUCUGGAGAUAUGGAUUUGUGUUGGUACAACUUUCGAUGUGCUCGUCCAUUCUUGGGUUUUAUUGCAUUCAACAACAUCAUCAGUAAUAUCGGUUACAUUCUUCUCGGGCUUCUGCUGAUUGUUCUCAAUAAACAACGAGAACUCCGAUAUACACACCUGAUGCAAGUGUAUCCUAGAAUUGACAAGGAAUGCGGCAUCCCACAACAUGGCGGAAUUAUGACAGCUAUUGGAAUAUCCGUUGUUCUUGAAGGUAUUCUAUCAGCCAGUUACCACAUUUGUCCGUCAAGCAGCAAUUAUCAAUUUGACACAUCUUUCAUGUAUGUGAUAGGAAUGCUCGGAAUGCUAAAAUUAUAUCAACUACGGCAUCCCGAUGUCAAUGCCAACGCACAUGUUGCGUUUGCCGUUGUUGCUGUCUUCAUUUUGAUUGCAAUGUGUGGAGUGUAUCUUCACAACAUCGCAUUCUGGGCAAUUUUCUCGAUUUUGUAUAUUUUCACUCUUCUCACUGUUACUAUUGAAUUCUACUUCAAAGGAAUAUGGAAGUUCAAUUUCAGAGAACAGCUAAACAUAUUCAAAUAUGCUUUUGCUUCGUCAAGAAGAUGUUCUUGUCUUAUUCCUACUUACAUGGGGGCACUAAGCGAGGGAAAUUUGAUAACAUACAAUCUUUUGACGACGGCGACGGUGAACUGGUUUCGGCUUGCUGCGAUGGUUGAUUUUGGUGUUCUUUUCGGUGUUUUGAGUGGUGUGGUCCGGUUGUAA